Sarcophilus harrisii (Tasmanian devil) is the source of this 2360-nucleotide messenger RNA. It is a transcript of the gene EPX, whose product is annotated as eosinophil peroxidase. Gene Ontology annotation, molecular function: heme binding; peroxidase activity. The record is from RefSeq and is a predicted model, not a curated record. Gene Ontology annotation, biological process: response to oxidative stress. NCBI's taxonomy places the organism in Eukaryota, Metazoa, Chordata, Mammalia, Dasyuromorphia, Dasyuridae. Bases 204 to 2357 code for a protein of 717 amino acids. The transcript is spliced from 14 exons.
UGUCAAGAGGCUCUUUCAAGAAGGAGCAGAUGGAAGGUAAGUUAUGGGAACCUCAUUUUUCUGAAGGGAAUUUGGAGUGAGGACAGAAGAGGGGAUGCUCUGAGAGUGAGGUGACUGACAGAUCUUUUGGCAGGACCCUGGACAUAUUGAGUGGAAGUAGUUCCUUAGUAAGCUCUUAAAGUAAAACUGACUGUUGUCCAGAUAUGAAGCUGCUUCUGCCCCUUGUGGGGCUCCUGGCCAUGCUGACUCUGUCCCAGGCCUCAGAGAGCACCACCUUCCCUGCAGUCACUAGUAAAGUGGAGACUUCGGUGCUGAUGAGCUGCUUGGAAGAUGCAAAGCGACUAGUGGACAGAGCCUACAAACAGACCCGAGAAAGCGUAAAGCGGAGACUUCAGAGUGGAACUGCGAACCCCAUGGACCUCCUAGCCUACUUUAAGCGGCCAGCAGCUGGGACCAGAAUGACUAUAAAAGCUGCUGAGUACAUGCAUGUGGCCCUGAAUCUGCUGGAGGAGAAACUUCAGCCCCAGUACCCUGGAGCCUUCAACCUUACAGAUGUGCUGACCCCAUCCCAGCUGGACCUGCUGUCCAACAUCAGUGGUUGUGCCUCUCAGGAGAAAGAAGUGAAAUGUGAUCAAGACAAUAGAUUCCGCACCAUUACUGGGAAAUGUAAUAACAGGAGGAAUACUUUGUUGGGAGCAUCUAACCAACCGUUGGCCCGAUUGCUACCUGCAGAAUAUGAGGACAGAUUCUCUCUCCCUUUUGGUUGGACUCCUGGAGGGAGGAGGAAUGGCUUCAUUCUCCCACUGGUCCGAGAUGUCUCCAACCAGAUUGUCCGCUUUCCUGAGGGAAGGGUCACCUUGGACCAGGAGAGGGCACUCAUGUUCAUGCAGUGGGGUCAGUUCAUUGAUCAUGACUUGGAUUUCAGCCCAGAGUCUCUAGCCAGGGUGGCUUUCACCAGGGGGAUUGACUGUGAGAGGAGCUGUGCCCGGAUAAUUCCUUGUUUCCCUAUCCAGAUCCCACCAAAUGACCCUCGGAUUACUAAUAGGAGGGACUGUAUCCCUUUUGCCCGCUCUGUACCUGCCUGUGCCAAGAGGAAUUGUGUCCUCAAUCAGAUCAAUGCACUUACCUCCUUUGUGGAUGCCAGCAUGGUAUAUGGUAGUGAAGAUGCCCUUGCCGCCCGACUCAGGAACACAUCCAAUCAACUGGGGCUGAUGGCUGUCAACACACGAUUCCAAGACAAUGGGAGGGAACUUCUGCCUUUUGACAACCUAGAGGAAGAUUUUUGCAAGCUCACCAAUCGAAAUGCUCAAAUUCCCUGUUUCCUGGCAGGUGACAGUCGAGCAAGUGAAACCCCAAAACUAACAGCAAUCCAUACUGUCUUUGUGCGGGAGCACAAUCGGCUGGCUAGGGAGUUGAAACGACUAAAUCCUCAGUGGAGUGGAGAGAGACUGUACCAGGAGGCUCGGAAGAUUAUUGGAGCCAUUGUCCAGAUCAUAACCUACAGAGACUUCCUCCCCCUGGUUCUGGGAGAGGCUAGGGCUGCCAGAACUCUGGGUCCCUACAAGGGCUACUCUCCUCAAGUGGAUCCUCGUGUCGCUAACGUCUUCACUUUGGCCUUCCGUUUUGGUCACACACUGAUCCAGCCCUUCAUGUUCCGCUUGGGCAACCAGUACCAGUCCUUGGGACCCAAUUCUCGAGUCCCUCUUAGCACUGUCUUUUUUGCCAGCUGGAGGGUUGUAAAUGAAGGUGGAAUCGACCCCAUUCUCCGAGGCCUCAUAGCCAAUCCAGCCAAACUGAACCGCCAAAAUGAAAUACUGGUGGAUGAACUCAGGGACAAGUUAUUCAGACAGUUUAGGCGCAUUGGGCUGGACUUGGCCGCUCUCAACAUGCAACGCAGCCGGGACCAUGGUCUCCCAGGAUACAAUGCUUGGAGGCGCUUCUGUGGGCUUUCCCAACCUCAAAAUUUGGCCCAACUUGCCGCGGUUCUGAAUAACACCAAUCUGGCAACCAAGUUCAUGCGUCUGUAUGGGACUCCUGACAACAUUGACAUCUGGAUUGGAGCCGUUGCUGAGCCCCUUUUGCCUGGGGGCAGAGUAGGACCUCUCUUGGCCUGUAUUUUUGAGAAUCAGUUUAGAAGGGCAAGAGAUGGAGACAGGUUCUGGUGGGAGAACCAAGGUGUCUUCACCGAGAGCCAGCGCCAGGCCUUGAGCACAGUCUCCUUAUCUCGGAUUAUCUGUGACAACAGCGGCAUUAACACUAUCCCCCAGCGCAUCUUCAGGGCCAAUACCUACCCAAGGGAUUUUGUGAAUUGUGCGAGUAUCCCCCAGCUGAACCUCUCAGCCUGGAGAGGCAGAUGAGGA